AUGGUUGAAGCGUCGAAGAAGACAGUUACAUUUAUUAUUUGGUUCGAGAACGGAGUUGAGCCCCUCCGGCUCCACCGUCAUGUCGAGACCUAUCCGAAGGUCAUGCUUGAAUCCUUUGGGCCUGAAUUCCUCGUUCCUUUCAUGCUCACUCCGACAUCACUUAUCGAUAAAUGGGAUGCUCGUCAGAGGAAAUGGUUGACAAUAGAUAUCCGGACUGUUAUCACCGUGGAGACAAGCCAUUCGACUUUGCUCCGCCUCCGCCCAGAUAUUGAAGACGAGAUGGAGGAGCAGUGUGGAAGGACGAAUGGCAUCAAGCGGCACACCAGUCCCUCUUCGGCUGUCCCGUCAUCCCGGAAGGUGCCGAAGACAACGCCGGUGUCAAUUGCCCUUCAUGAACUAGAUCGUACAGACAAGCACCAUCAUAUCUUCAUCUCGCCGCCAUCUCUGCCAGUGCAAGGUAAUACCGAAGAUCGAUCAAGCUACAAUACCAUCAAGAAAAAGGUGGUACCUGCGGUUGCGAAGCGGAGUCGUGCGCCAGCUCCGUUCCCACUCGGUCUCCCCAAGAAGGACCGGUCAUGGCCUCACGACUUUUAUGUGAUUGAGAUCGAUGAGGGACUUCGGAAGACGGAACAACUGAAAGAGUCUCGCAAGACGCCCUAUAAGGUCUCUUUCAAAAAGGUGUUUGGUGUAUGCAUGGCAAAGACCACGUAUAAUAAAUACAAGAACCUAUGGAACAGUGAUCAAGUACCACAAGAUCUUCGGCAUUGUUUCCUGGACCACGGCCGACAGAGUGCUGGGAAAUGGAAGAAAUUCCUGAGAGCACUGAAGACCUUGGUGUCUGAUCUAGUGUCGGACGCUUCAUCGGACAGCUCGUCAGAGAGUGAUUCUUCAAUCUCGUGGACUCCAGCUCUGAAGUCCAAUAAAGGCAAAGCCAGAGUCAUAACCCCGGACAAGGACACUACGCCUCAAGCUCCAGAGGCAAGCAUUCGUGUGCCUGAAACAGCUGAUUUGAGCUCGGACUCAGAUGGUGAUGUGGACGCUCUGCGCUGUCCUUUUUGCGACGAGAAGCUUUUGUUCAGUCCGAGCGCUCGGAUGGAGAAGAUGCAGCAAAGUCUCGAGAGGAUCACCUGGCCUGAUCCAUCUCCAGUGAACCCAAAUCACCGACGCGCAGAAUCCUUCCGCGUGUACUCUGAUUUCUGCGAGCUACACCGAUGGGAAGCUGAGGAGCUUCCCAAUGCUCUUGCUAAUGGUUGGCCUAUGAAGCCUGACUUUGCGUCACUUUGGGACCGUAUUUGGAACCUUCAUGCGGUCGUGCUGAGCAUCAUCUCUGACCCCAAGCGAAGUCUGUUCUUCAAUGAGACCCGGAUGCUCUACACCCCUGGUUCCAGCAGCCUCCAGGUCGAGUCCUUGGGUGCUCAGUACGUUCGGUUUAAAGGACACAGUGCUGGCUACUACGGAGGUACAGGGAGGAUUAUCAUACAGAUGACACUCGAGCAGAUGAUACCUGACGGCCCCACAGAUCUGUCCCAUGUCCGGCCAUUGAGCUACAAUGCUCUGAUCACCGAUGUCCUGAUCCCGGAGGUCACCGUUCGUCUCAUCCAAGAGGAUCUCUCAGUCGACUGGGAGACCGCAAUUGUUGUUUUACAGGAGAGCAUGCGUUUCGGGAGCUUUGCACACCCGGGUACUGGGGAUGACCCUCACGUCAACCGGCUGCAGCGCUCUAUCUCUCAUGUUGUCGGGAAAAUCAAUAGAGAGAUUGAAGAAUCCCAGUUUGCAGUGCUUGGUCAAACCCCGGAGGUCAGCACCGAUGGCUCGUCGGGCUCGGACGCAAGCAAUGCAGGUGUUGGCAAUGCAAGUACUGGAUCAUCUCAGGAAGUCAAGGUCGAACAAGCUGAAAUCAACUUGACUUUGGCAGGCACGGACUUGCCUCUAUUCGCAGGUCAUAUGGACGGUUUCCAGAUGGUAAAUGAUGGGGGUCGUACUGUCUUUGAGAUUGAUUCGGACUAG
Messenger RNA from Gloeophyllum trabeum ATCC 11539, 2007 nucleotides. RefSeq lists its product as uncharacterized. The coding region runs from base 1 to 2007 and encodes 668 amino acids. The transcript is spliced from 5 exons. The record is from RefSeq and is a predicted model, not a curated record. NCBI's taxonomy places the organism in Eukaryota, Fungi, Basidiomycota, Agaricomycetes, Gloeophyllales, Gloeophyllaceae.